AAAAAUAUUCUCGCCAGUGAAAUGAAAUUCAAACGAAUUGAAAUUUUAUAUUUAAAAUUUUAAGAACUAUUUUUAUUUUCAAGUAUAUUUUAAUUAUUAAUUAAUAAGUUAAUAAAUGGCUGUUAAAAAAUAGACCAGUUUCCUUAAGAGAAAAAUCACUGUCGGCUUACAAAAUUUGCCAAGUGCUUAGGAUUCUAAACAACAUUUUUUUUUUGGAAAAAUGACUCAACUGGAGAAUUUUGACAAUUUUAACAGUAAUGGUGAAAAAGUAUAUCCAAUGGAGGCGAAUGGUCAUGUUGAGGAACCAACAACUGUUAAUAAAUUCAAACGAGCAUUGCCUCAAUUUCUCGCCGUUGGUGCAAAAAAUAUGCUACUUCUCACUUUUGGUACCACAUUAGGAUUUGCGACAAUUUUAAUUCCGGCACUGAAAGAAGGAAUUGAAUUGAAAGCCACCACAGAAGAACGAAAUUUGAUAGGUAGUCUCAAUUUAUUUUUGGUACCAGUCGGUUGCUUCUGCAGCGGUCCAAUAUCACAGACUUUCGGAAGAAAACGAACGAUGAUGAUGAUGACUGUGCCAUUCAUUACAUCAUGGAUAAUAUUUUACUAUUCUUACAAUAUGACAAUGAUAUAUGUCGCAUUGGUAAUCAGUGGUUUGACCGGUGGUCUUUCAGAAGCACCAGUACUGACAUAUGUUGCAGAAAUAACCGAACCAACCUACAGAGGCAUGCUCUCGGCAACAUCCACAAUGACAGUGAUUCUAGGCAUAUUCCUUCAAAUGUUAACUGGAAGUCUAGUCAGUUGGAAGACGACAGCUCUAAUUAACAUUCUCUAUCCAGUGAUGUGCUUCUGUGCACUUUUCUUCGUACCAGAAAGUCCCUACUGGUUAGCAAGUAAAGGACGAAUAGCAGAAGCGGAAAGAUCCCUCUGCUGGUUAAGAGGCUGGACAAGCCCAACUGAAGUAAAUACGGAAUUUCACCAAAUCACCGACAUGGUAAAAUCAGUGAAGAUAAAUGCAAAAGAAAAUUCAAUAUUAAAGAACCUACACCACUACAACAAGAAAAAUUUCUACAAACCAUUUAUUCUUGUCGCUAUAACAUUUUUCGUUUCAACAUUCAAUGGCUCACUUGUACUGCAAACGAAUGCUGUGGAAAUUUUCGAAGGUCUAAAAUCGCCAAUUGAAAAAUAUACCGCAACAGUAUUCCUUGGCUUAACGGAAUUCGUAUCAAGUGUUGUUUGUGCAUUUAUUAUUCACAUACUUGGUAAAAGAAAAUUAACCUUCUUCUCAGUUGGUGGAACAUUCUUUUGUUAUCUUCUUUUAGCAAUCUAUGGUUAUUUAAUUAGAAACAAUCAUAUUGAUACAUCCCAUUACGCAUGGCUUCCAACGACAUUAUUGAUAGGUUCGGCCUUCUUCUCGCACGUGGGUAUUAGAUUGAUACCUUGGGUUUUAUCAGGCGAAGUCUUCUCAUCACAGGUCCGCGGUACGGCGACCGGAAUUGCAGGUUCAUUAUACUACAUUUUUGGUGCUAUUGCAAAUCUAGUUUUUGAGCCCAUGACGACAUGGAUCACUCUACCUGGAACAUUCGUAUUCAAUACAUGUAUUAAUUUGGUUGGUGUGAUUACUUUGUAUUUUAUUAUGCCAGAGACAGAAGGAAGAACACUCAAAGAGAUUGAGGAGCACUAUUUGGGAAUUCAAAAAUUGAAACACAGACCAACGAAAGAGAAAAUAGCGUCUAAAGAAAAGUGGGCUGCUACUAAUCCGCAACCUAUAAAUGAUGAUCUUGAGAGUAAAAUUUGAGAGAAAAGUGGAGAAAGCAGAAAUAAAGAAGAAGAAAUCUAACUCCGAAGAAAAUACUGCCUUGAUCUCUAAAGUCUGAUUCUUUUUCAACACAGAUCAUUGAAUAUUUGAAAGAAAGGAAUAUUCAAAAGAAAACAAAUCCAAAGCAUGACAGUGGAAAAAUUUUUUCGAGAAAGUUUCAAGAUACAUAAUACAAAAUGUGUGCUGAAUGAAAGUUUUGUAAACUGUACAUAUAGUAAUUUACAUAAUUGACACUUGAACUCUUGGACAAAUAUUAUGAAUAUAAAUAGAAUUAUAGAUUUUUAAAUAAUAUUCUCAUUUUUGACGUCGGUUUCUUUCUCUGCAUUGAAACCUAACUAAUCGCAACAAUACUUCAUUUUUAACAAUGAAUAAUUAUUAUAAAAUUCUCAUUAAUUUUUUUUAUCUCAAAUUUACAAUAAAUAUUUUCUAAAGCUAGAAAGAUUUUAUUUAAAACAAAUAUAAUUUAUUCGAGUUAAAUAAAAGUAUAUUUGCCUCAGAAUCUACUAAAUAAUUUGUUUUAUAUAACAAAAUCUAUUCGACACUAAUAAGAUUUUUAU
Messenger RNA from Leptopilina heterotoma, 2373 nucleotides. Its product is annotated as facilitated trehalose transporter Tret1. Gene Ontology annotation, cellular component: membrane. The record is from RefSeq and is a predicted model, not a curated record. Gene Ontology annotation, molecular function: transmembrane transporter activity. Lineage: Eukaryota; Metazoa; Arthropoda; Insecta; Hymenoptera; Figitidae. The coding region runs from base 221 to 1795 and encodes 524 amino acids. The transcript has 5 exons. Gene Ontology annotation, biological process: transmembrane transport.